Molecule: messenger RNA, 1596 nt
Organism: Parathielavia appendiculata
Lineage: Eukaryota; Fungi; Ascomycota; Sordariomycetes; Sordariales; Chaetomiaceae
Product: MFS general substrate transporter
Exons: 2
Coding region: 1-1596 (531 amino acids)
Biological process (GO): transmembrane transport
Cellular component (GO): plasma membrane
Molecular function (GO): transmembrane transporter activity
Source: RefSeq, a predicted model, not a curated record
AUGAACAACGGCUUGAACCGCAAAGCCGUGACAGCAAUGACAAAGGGCGACUUGUCCACCUCGAAUCCUGCGACAGCAAAGAACACUGGAGGCCACGAACAAGGAAGCCUGGCGGGAGAGGAGAGCUGUCCAGCGCCACCCUCGUACAGCAUGUUCAACGCCUGGGAAAAAGGCUUCAUCGUCUUCAUCGUUUCGGCCUCUGCUUUCUUCUCACCUGUCAGCGCGAACAUCUACUUCCCGGCCCUCAACACGCUCGCCCAAGACUACCAUGUCUCACCCACGCUCAUCAACCUCACAAUCACCAUGUACAUGAUCUUUCAGGGGCUUGCGCCCUCCUUCACCGGCUCGCUGUCAGACAGCAUCGGCAGACGCCCAGUCUAUGUCCUUUGUUUCAUCGUCUACAUCGGCGCAAACAUCGGCCUCGCGCUGCAGAACCAGUUCGCCGCUCUCAUGGUCCUUCGCUGCCUCCAGAGUUCCGGCAGCAGCGGGACGAUCGCCCUUGGGAACGCCGUGGUCUCCGACGUGGCCAGCGCUUCCGAACGCGGAUCUUAUCUCGGAUACGUUUCCCUCGGUGGUGUGGUUGGCGUCUCACUUGGUGCCAUCAUCGGUGGGAUUCUCAGCGACUUUCUGGGAUGGCGAUCCAUCUUCUGGUUUCUAGUCCUCAGUGCAGGCGUGGUCCUUGUUUUGAUUCUGGUGUUUCUGCCGGAAACAGCACGGGCCGUGGUCGGCAACGGCUCAGUCAGGCCCGCGGCAUGGGAUCUGUCACUCUGGGAUCAGCUGCCGUCGACCAAGCGAAGGAGAGUCGCCUCAGGGACGUCAGAAACGCUAUCAGGGUCUUCAGCAACCGGACGCUUUGUCAACCCCUUGAUGACGCUUAAGAUAUGCGCCGACAAGGAAGCAGGCAUCGUGCUCUUCGCCAACGGCAUCGUUUUCGCAGGCUACUACGCUCUCGUCGGCGCAAUCCCAUCGCAAUUUCACGCGCUGUACGGUUUCAACGAUCUCGACGUCGGUCUCUCUUUCAUCCCCAUCGGCGUGAGCGCUGCCAUAUCGGCCGUAGCAGUUGGAUACGCCGUCGACUGGAACUUUGCCCGCCACGCGCGCAGGCUGGGCAUCAGCGUCGACGGAGCCAAGCAGAUGAGCAGAGACCUCGGCAGCUUUCCCAUUGAGAGUGUUCGUUGCGAAGUUGCCCUCCCCAUGCUGGCGCUUACCGUCGUGACCUUCGUCGUCUAUGGCUGGCUGCUGUCCUUCCACACCAGCGUGGCCGGCCCGCUGGCCAUGCUCUUCUUUGUCGGCUUCGGGGUCAACGGCUUCUUCACCAUUCUCAGCGUCUUAAUUGUCGACGUGUAUCCGCAAGCACCAGCUACAGCUACGGCAGCUAAUAAUUUUGUCCGCUGCUGGCUGGGCGCGGGCGCUUCGGCCAUUAUCAUCCCCAUGAUUGACGCCUUGUCGAGCGGCUGGGCAUACACGUUUAUCGCUCUGUUAUAUCUUCUCAUGGCGCCCCUGCUUUGGGUCAUCAUGCGCUGGGGACCACGGUGGAGGUCGGAUCGGAAUGCAGCCGAAAAGGCGCGAGAGGCGAGCCAAAAUGUCGAGGCAUGA